UCACAGGCUGUGCUAUAAAAUACUCCUCUUCCCUGAGCAACAUGCAACGACUGGAUAAAGUCUCUUUUAAGAACUAACCUCACGUGCUCAUACGCGCAAGCGUCGUCUCGGUUUGAGUAUGUACAACGAAUGUGAUCUUGCGUUCCCGUCUCCUCCUCCUCCUCCUGGAGCCGGCACUGAGAGGCGUUUCGUCAUGAGUAAAAAGACAGUUUUACCGCAAUGCUAUUUCAAUAGCUAUCUAGCUCUGCACGAGAGCCACUGACCCAAGAGGAAAGGGUGGUGCCGCGCACUGGCAUAGUCCAUGCGCGUUCACGCAUUUAUCUGGAGUCGGCUCAGCAGACAAGAACCGAGCGGAGCAGGUGUGCGCUUUCAGUCUGGGUUCAGAGCUCCUCUCUCUCGUCUCUGACUUUGAUGGACUUACAUGCGGCUCGUUAACUGCAGUGGAUGACUCUAUAUGCGCGUUUAUUGCUCAGGGUGAAAGUGUCCUUCUUCAGAACACAGUUCAGUGGAGAUCUUCAUCAUGAACACAGAUAGCGGAGGACGUGCUCAUAAAAGAGCAUCCCUGUCGCUCACUCUCUGUCCUGUGAAGAGGGUCCAGAGCUCACCCAACCUGUACGCAGCUGCAGGUAGUGAUUCCCAGUCUUCAGAUUCAGAUGCCUGGCGUUCACGUAGUGUGUCCGAAGGGUUAAGGAAUGGAGAUGCCAGUAGCUCGUCCUUGACUGCUAAAGGCUUCCGCAGCGUUAGACCAAACCUACAGGAUAAGAAAUCUCCCACACUGGUCCCCUUGCCGCCCCCUCGGAGAGAGAGCUAUCACAUGACCCCUAACCCCCCAUCUUACAGUUCCCUUGCAAUGCUGUCAGAUACCUCCCUCUCUCCCCCACAUAGUCAUGAUAUUAUUUCCACAGGCUCUUACACCUCCUCGUACUCAUACUCUAAGACCACCCGAAGCUCCACUAGCACCUUUGGAGCCACACUGGAGGAGCCCCCCUUGUCCCAACAAGCUAAUGCUAACAGUUUUAUAACUCGGGUUCUGGGAAACCAAUUGUCAUCUUCAAAAUUUACCACUGACCAACUAAAUGCAGCACCUAACAAGACAAAUAUGAUUAAAACUGACCCUAAGUCUAAAACUAAGCCAAAACGUACAACUGCCCCCCCAGCUCAAGACCCCACUGCAACUUCUGAAACACACGUAGCUUCUCUCUCCGUCCAGUUAGUUCCUUGCAGUCCAGAACCCAAAGCAGAGACCCAGUCAGGGUCUGAAUCUGUAUCCAAGAAAAACCCAGUGGACCUCGCUGAACCUACGCGAGCCCCUGUUGUACCACCAAGACCACAUGAGUUUUCUCCUGUAAGUGGGAGCAUCGGCCCGCUCUCUUCUGGACCGCCUUCCCCUGACCCAUCAGCUCGCCGGUCACCGUAUAGCCGGGCCAGUCAGGAUUCCCCUGACUUCCUUUCAGGGCUAUUGCCCAAAGCCCUCUCACCGACACCUUUCACCCCUUUGGAACGUUCCGGGCUAAUUUCGGCCUCACCUGCCCCAUCACCAGUAACUGUGUCGGCACUGAGUCAUUAUUCAUCAUCCACGGUUGGGCUGGAGGAGCUGCGGAUCUGCGGCAUGGACUCCUCCCCUGCGGCCACGCCAACCCCACCCCCCACACUCAGCCACGCCUCCAAUACCCCUGACGAGCUUCCUACCGCCCCAUCAGCUGCCACGGGCACUAACGGUCAGAUGGCUGUGAAUGGAAGCUCUCAAUCUCAGAGGCCCUUUUCUCCACCUGUGUACCCACCUCCACCCCCAACCCUCAGCCCAGGCCUGGUUAAGAUCCAGCAGGGUCGUAGUUCAGAGGGUUCAGAGACGGUGAAGAGAGAGUCUAUUGUCUCUGGUCAGACAGUGGUCAGUAGCUCUGUGCCCAUCGCUCGUUUCUCAGAGGAAGAGAAGAAGGUGUCUGUCAUAAAAGCGCCCCAUUACGAAGGCAUAGGACCAGUGGAUGAGUCAGGCAUUCCCAUCGCCAUCCGAACGACUGUGGACAGACCUAAGGACUGGUACAAGACCAUGUUCAAACAGAUCCACAUGGUUCAUAAAGCAGAUGAUGACUAUGCAGACACAUAUAAUGCAACAUACGCUGUCAUAAACAACGACAAUUACCCUCUUGUCCAUACCCACCCGCCCCCUCGAACGCACACCUACCGGCCUCUCUCUAGAAAUACCUCCGAAACGCCAGACGGUGCCGCCCACCGGGAGCUCUCACCAUCACCCGUGCCCCCUCCACCCCCUCCCAUGCCCUCUCUCCUCCAGCUCCGCUCAAGAGACAUGGACAGAGAGAAAGAGUUCUCACCUGACCCAAAUGAGUGGGGUCCUCCAGAUCGAAAAGUGGAUACACGUAAAUACCGGGCAGAACCACGGAGCAUCUUUGAGUAUGAGCCUGGCAAAUCCUCCAUCCUUGAGCAGGAAAGGCCGACAUUUGAUUUAAACCCAGAUGACAUAGAUUUAGAGAACGAGCCUUGGUUUAAAUUCUUUUCUGAGUUGGAGUUUGGACGGCCGCCUCCUAAAAAGAGGUUGGAUUAUAAUCCUGACUACUCCACACAUGCUGUGGCACAGUCAUCCCUCUAUCUCUCGCCCUCCGAACGACCUGAUGCACCUUCGAGUGACUACAGGAAAAGGCGAAAGUCGGAACCAUCUGUCACUCAAGCCAACACAGGAAGUGAGCAGAAUGCCAGUCAAGUAUUUUCCCGCCCACCGGACUCCAAUAAAGCACAAACACUGAAGAAGCCCACCAUACGUUCCUCCCCCUCCUCACCAUCCAGACCCAAAGCUGGAGACGCUAGUGAGUCACUCUCCUCCUGUAUGAGCUCUCCAGGUAUGGAGCGCCCUUCCUCUCGUCUCUCCUCAGACUCCCUCACUAUCUCCACACCAACCUGGCGCGGCUCCAAGCGCACCAUCUGCUUCAAGAACGGUUGGCAGACCGGCCGACAUGAAGCUGCAGAGACUUGGAGUAGUGUUGACGAUGAAUCUGUCAUGACUCCGUCAUCACCACGGCUCAAAUCACGCAGCUGUGAUGAUUUGUUGUCUGAUGGACAUUGUGCUAGUAAUGAUGGGCGAGCGUCCACUUCUGUGACUACCACUCGCUCUGAAAGUGCAGGUUCAUUGCUCGAUGAAGAAGCUCCACAGACGCCUCAAGUAAAAAGCCUUACCUCAUCUCCCAGGGGGCGCCGUCAUCACCGGCGUAAGAUGCCACAUGAUACUCCAGGUUUCCUUCAGCUCUACAAGAAAAUGCACCACAUAGAUCGUGAACAGCUGUUGCCCUCAGAGGUGAUUCGUUCUGUACGUGCACGGAUCCUCGAGCUGGAACGGCUACAGCAGCAACAGAGGCACAACCUCCAUGGUUGGGCACCUUUCGGUAUUGAGGUACCUCAACACAUGGUCCCAAACCUUAUAUCAGAAUAUGAACAGCUCAUCCAGAAAUCAAAGUCAAUGCCAGACCUCGGUGACGAAAAUGCUCCUUCGGGCACCACCACACCAGGGUCCUCAAGGGCCAGCAGCUGUCCCAAACGACGCUUUUCUGUGGAAUCACUUUUAGAGGAAGAGGAUCCUCCAGAAAGGGCUCGAAGUCCCCCUGAGGGACACCCAAAACCAGGACCAGACAGCAGUAGCCUGGUGCCAACUCAUGGGAAGAACCAGAGGCAUCAAGACUACUCGGACAGCGAGCAGGACGCCUGUGCCUCCGAAAUGAGCGACAUCCACAUAGAAGGAUCUUCACUGUGUAGCGAAAGCGACCUGGAUCAUUGCUCUUUUACCUCAUCAGAGAGCUUCUACGGUUCUGGGCAACAUCACCAUCAUGGACACCAUCACCAUAGACACCGUUACCAUCGCCACCAUCAUGUGCACCAGAGUGUCGGUCAGAGUCAAGGUUACCAACACCGCCACCUCAUCAGCUCAUGUAAGGGUCGCUGUCCAGCAUCCUAUACUCGAUUCACCACCAUGCUAAAACAUGAGCGACAACAAGAAAGGGCUCGGCAGGAGUCCCACCCUGCCUCUACGUCUCCACAAGCCCAGCAGUCACCCAGUGAGACAGGCCUUUCCAAACUGGCCUUCCUGGUCAGCCCUGUGCCUUUCCGCCGGAAACCAGGCUCCCCGCCGACCCAACAACGACAUUGCAGAAGCGGUCGGCCGAAAUCCAAAACUGCAAUUUAUGAGGCUUUAGAUGCCGCUUUGCAGGACAUUUAUGACCACAUAAGGGCUGAAAAGGGGCAGGGAUCAGCAAGGAUGCCAGAUGAUAGCAUAUUGCGGCGGUUAUUGGAGGAGUUGAUACCAGACGUGCCCAAGCGUAGCUCCUCCUUGCGGGCUCAGAGAGGGUCCGGCUCCCCCUCCUUGCCCCACGUCCACCAGCCUUAUCAUGGAGCCCACCAAUGUGCCUCCUACCAGCAGCUACACCACCAUACAGACGCCUCCAACAACAACCAGCAUAAUGCUAAUGCUAAUGUGCACUCCUAUUCAGAUCAGGGUUCUGAUACAGGACGUCUCACACCACAAAGCAGAAGACCAACGCCAGAAAGAGAGAAACAGUCUGCCAGGGCUAUUUAUGAUUUUAAAGCUCAGUCUGCCAAGGAACUCUCUUUUAAGAAAGGUGAUGCUGUCAAUAUCACAAAAAAAAUUAAAAUAAACUGUAAUAAGGGGAAAAAAAAAGACCGAAUUGGAAUUUUCCCCAUCUCUUAUGUCGAGAAAGUCGCAUCUCCAGAGCGGAGGCAGCCUGUCAGGCCUCCUCCUCCAGCUCAGGCUCGAGAGAUGGGAGAGGCCAUAGCACGAUACAAUUUCAAUGCAGACACUAACGUGGAGCUUUCUCUUAGAAAGGGGGAGCGAGUGAUCCUUCUAAGGAAGGUGGAUCAGAAUUGGUAUGAAGGAAAGAUUCCUGGCUCAAACAAGCAGGGCAUUUUCCCUGCAUCCUAUGUCGAUGUGAUCAAGGGCUCUCCUUCCAAGAGCCCCAGUCACCAAGGAGACAUGCACACAUAUAAGGCACAUAAGAAAAUGAUGCAGGAUUCUCAGCAUUCAGGUGGUGAGCCCUUCCAAGCUGUGUACAACUAUGUGCCUCGUAAUGAGGAUGAGCUGGAGCUGAAGGAGGGGGAUGUUAUUGAUGUCAUUGAGAAAUGUGACGAUGGCUGGUUUGUGGGUACCUCUCAGAGAACCAGGUUAUUUGGAACGUUUCCAGGAAACUAUGUUAAACCGCUUUAACAAAGAGGAAACAAUGGCACAAAUACGGCCACUCCAGUGCCUACUGUGUAGGGCCAAUGAGGCACCUCACCUUUGAGAAUGUGUGUGUGUGUCCAUAUGUGUGAGUGUGUUCACAAACACAACAGUUUUAGCUCUGCCAUGUCCGCACAGAGAAACCACUGAAGUUUAUUUCACUUUGAGCACUUUGUUUUUGUGCCAUCACAGUCUCCUUGCUGUUCCUUCAUCUGCUAUUCUGUCAACAGCACAUUCAUCAGUGUUUUUUCCUUUUAUUUUGACUCAGAGUUAGUACAGUGAGGAUUCAAGCAGCAAUGGUAUUGAGUGAGGUCAGUAGAUCAGUAUAAAUGAUACCGAGAAGAAACCUCAGGCAUCAGUGUUGACCUGUGUGUGUGUGUGUAUUAUCUGUGUGUUGUGUAAUAAACAGUGCAAGGUUAAUAGCAAUAGAGACCAUUGGUUAUAGAGGAGGAUAGAUAUUUUCAUUAAAAUGAGCUAAACGUGAUCGCAUGGACAAUUAUGAAAUUGCUCAUUCCCCUUGUGUGUGGCCAAAAUAAACAACUGAUAGGAACAGACGUGUUUUAACCAUUAAUUGUAUAGGUAACAAUACUUCUGCCAAUUACAAAAUAACUAUCAUGGAGCAAUUUUGCUAUUGUCUAAGUGGCAAUCAUUCGUAUAGGAUACUGAUCGUAUGAUUAUCAGUGCAUUGUGGGUAUUUGUAUAAGUAGUCUUUAAAAAGAAAGUGCAUUGACAUUCUGGAAAGGAGAGAUGCUUAUAUUGAAUUUGGUAACAAAUAUUUGAUUAAUGAACAUUUUUCUAAUGUUUACUUGAGAAUUUUUUGAACGGACUGAGUUUUAGAAUUGUGAGUGAAUCACCUGAUUUUAAUACAGUAUAAAAAUAUGUAAAUUAAGAUUCAAUCAUUGCUUGUUUUAGUAAUGAAUGGCAACAAUGUUUAAAGGUGAGCCUGUUAUGAUGUUUAAUUGUUUUAUUUGUUAACCUAAAUUAAUUUAUCUAAAGAAUUAUUUUCUCCUUUUUUUGUGAAAGUUUGAUCUCUAAUAUAAAACAUUAAUGAUGCAAUUUAUCUGCCAUGUUUCUCAUGAAUUUCACUCUUUUAAAAUUGCAUCAUAAAAUGCAAUAGAGAGAGCUGUUGGUCUUUGAUGAAUGUUUGUAUGCUUGUCUGGCGUUCAAAAUGCUUUCGUUUCUGAAGGAUUUGUUUAUCAGUAUUUUCUGUAUCACUUGCUGUGUUCUCAUCUGAAAGCAUAUUUUGCUUGUGUUGCAUCAGCUUUUACAAGUACGUAUAUUCAGUAUAUGAAAAAGGGUGUCUAUGAAUUUCACAGACAGCAGAGCAAUCUUAAAGCACCUUAAACAUUUAUUAAUUCUAUUAUUAUUAUUUUAAUUUUUUUUCAAGGUUGAAGUCUGUAAGAUUGUCAGUAAUGAAAUAUUGUUGCAUUUCGUUGCUUCAUAUGCAGAGAGCUAUGAGGGAACAUUUUUGUUGAUUUCAGCACAGCCAGUGGUUUGAGUUUGGGGAGGGGCUUUCUGUUUGGCUGACCAAUGGCAGACCUGUCUGAAAAUAAUUGCAAUUAUGUUUAAUAUGCAGAAAUGACACACUUCAGCUUUAAAUAUUCUAAUCACACGGUUUGCAUUUUCCAGCUUUUGUAUUGUACUGUACAUGAGUUUCACUUAUAUUUUAAAGCCCUUCCUUUCUCACUUUUGGUUUCUUUUAUCUAUCUAUUUUUUUUUCUUUUUUUUUAAUCCUUUGUAUUUCAUCCCAUGUGCCAAAUUUAUUUGACAACUUUGGUGCAAAAACAGAAAGAAAAUGUAUGCAAAAACAGGCAAAGAACAUUUUGGGGACUAAUAAAGGACUUCUUUCAGCACAGAAUGGAGACAAACUGGAGUCAGGAGAUAUUUUGUCACUGUUUGCAAACUACUCUGCUCUACUAAAGACAGUGGAUUGGAGGAUAUUUUUGCCUUUUUCCUUAUAGCCUUUUGACUGAAUAACAUAUAGUGUUAUUUGACGUGUGUGCUUGAUGAGCUGGUGAGCUUGAGAGAAUCUAGUUUAACCUGCUCACUUUCAAAUAAAGCUUUUUUUUUUCCUCUU
Messenger RNA from Cyprinus carpio (common carp), 7310 nucleotides. It is a transcript of the gene sorbs2a, whose product is annotated as sorbin and SH3 domain-containing protein 2-like. Gene Ontology annotation, molecular function: protein binding. Gene Ontology annotation, cellular component: plasma membrane. The record is from RefSeq and is a predicted model, not a curated record. Lineage: Eukaryota; Metazoa; Chordata; Actinopteri; Cypriniformes; Cyprinidae.